AUGGAAACAGAAUUAUUUACCAGCUACAUUGCUCUGCUGAUACAUGCUGUAGUACCUAUCAUAAUAGGUAGCAAACAAUCUCUUUCAUCUGGCCAAGUCGAAUCUUUAGAAACAAAGGAUGCCUUUAUGUUUCCCGUGGUUGGAUCGUGUGUCUUGUUCAGUUUAUAUUUAUGUUUCAAAUUCUUGAGCGAAGCUUGGAUUAACUUUGUCAUGAGUGCAUACUUUACAAUUUUGGGUAUUGGAGCUAUUGCAACAGCGUUACAUCCAUUGUUGAACGCCAUUGUACCAUAUCAUAUGACCGAUAAGAGCAAAGAAGGUGCUCAAAAGUAUCGCUACACCCUCCGUAUUCCUGUUGUUGGUUGGACCUUUGAAUUUUCGUUUGUUGACAUUAUUGGAACAAUUAUUGGAACUAUUGCUGGUGGUAUUUAUAUUUACACAAAACAUUGGAUCACAAACAACAUAUUCGGAGAAUGUUUCUCGAUGGUUUCAAUUCAAUUAAUUCAGUUAGGAUCUUACAAGGUUGGAGCCAUUCUUUUGAUUGGUCUUUUCUUUUAUGAUAUUUUCUGGGUCUUUGGAACUGAAGUCAUGGUCACAGUAGCCAAGAAAUUUGACGCUCCAAUCAAGGUUGUUUGGCCUAAGGCUGGAGGCUUUUCUCUUUUGGGCUUGGGCGACAUUGUCAUUCCAGGCAUUUUUGUUGCUCUCAUGCUUCGAUUUGAUUAUUAUCUUUACAAGAAGUACAAGACAGGAGCCUUUUCCAAGACCUAUUUCAUUGUCACAUUUAUUUCUUACAUUAUUGGAUUGGUCCUUACCAUUGCUGUACUGCACAUUUUCCGUGCCGGACAACCUGCCUUAUUGUACAUUGUACCUUGUGUUUUGGGAGGUUCUUUUAUGACUGCUGUGUUUAAAGGACAAGUUAGCGAGUUGUUUGCUUAUCAUGAUGACAAGCUUUUAGAAAUUGAAAAUCCAGAGUUAGCCGAGCAAAAGAGAAGAGCUGCUGAGGAAAAGAAACAAGAUUAA
Messenger RNA from Naegleria lovaniensis, 1017 nucleotides. RefSeq lists its product as uncharacterized. Gene Ontology annotation, cellular component: membrane; lumenal side of endoplasmic reticulum membrane; cytoplasmic side of endoplasmic reticulum membrane. Gene Ontology annotation, molecular function: aspartic endopeptidase activity, intramembrane cleaving. Gene Ontology annotation, biological process: membrane protein proteolysis. NCBI's taxonomy places the organism in Eukaryota, Heterolobosea, Eutetramitea, Acrasida, Naegleriidae. The transcript has a single exon. Bases 1 to 1017 code for a protein of 338 amino acids. The record is from RefSeq and is a predicted model, not a curated record.